Messenger RNA from Haplochromis burtoni (Burton's mouthbrooder), 14898 nucleotides. RefSeq lists its product as uncharacterized. Gene Ontology annotation, molecular function: protein binding. The transcript is spliced from 59 exons. The record is from RefSeq and is a predicted model, not a curated record. NCBI's taxonomy places the organism in Eukaryota, Metazoa, Chordata, Actinopteri, Cichliformes, Cichlidae. Bases 75 to 14342 code for a protein of 4755 amino acids.
AGAAUCCAGCACACCUUUUGCAUUUGACUCCCUUGUAUAGUAAAGUAAUUUUAAUCCCGCUCUCAUUGUCAAAGAUGGGAUUGUUGGGAGCCAUAUGCUUUUCUUUAGCUUUGAUACUUCACAUUGCAGAAGGAUGCAACAUCGUGUCAGCAAGUCCAUCAAGUGCCUCAUCAAUUUUGGUAAAAUGGAAGGAAUAUCCUGGAACAACGAACUAUGUUUUGGACCUUCGGGAGAAAAACUCUCCACAGUCUGCACCAAUUAUAACGUCCAUAUCCGGAUCCCAGACUGAGAGGAACAUCUUUGGUCUAAAACUAGGAACUGAGUAUAAUGUGACUGUCAAAGCUUUUGUCUUCUUCAGUGUGGCGUGUGUUAAUUCCACUCUGGCUUCCACAGUCCCUGACACAUCACAGAUAGUUGAAGGGCGAGCACUAUCAAGUACUUCAAUCAAAGUAACAUGGACAACAGUGCCUUCAGCACAGAAAUACUAUCUAGAGGUGUACUCUCAGACCACUGGAACCGUGAUGAACUUUACAUACACCAACACCACAGCUGUGGUAACAAACCUGCAGCAUUCCUCCAACUAUGACUGCUAUGUCUACACAGUUAACCAGGCAGGCCUGGGAAGCAGAAGCAAAGUGAAGACCAUCACAACCUUGGUGCAGCCUCCAGUCGGUAUUACUGCAACACAGACUAACCAGGUUACGGCAAGAAUAACGUGGGAGCCUGUGAAUAGGGUCCUUUUAUACCAUGUCAGGAUUCGCAACCUAGAUGAUCCCAGCAGUCAACCCUCUUCAUACAAUGUCUCAGACACCAAGCUGGAUGUUCAAGGCAUCCUCCCAUGCUCCACCUAUCUGAUAUCAGUGUUCUCAUACAGCAUGUUCUUGGUGCCGAGCGAGCCCACGGACUACACAUACACCACCAACAAGCUGACACCUGUUUCAUCGGUAUCAGUGGACUACAGCUGUACCACUAACUCUGUCACCGUGUCUUGGCCGGCUGCUUCGGGGGCCACGUCCUACAGGGCCGUGGCAGUUGGCAGUAAUGGCACACAGCUGGAAUGCACCAGCCAAAGCACCAACUGUCCGAUUAAAGAACUGAGCUGUGGCCAGGAAUACAAGGUGUAUGUAACGCCCAUGUCAGACAAAUGCAAGAACUUCAUCCACAACACCUCAGCUUCUUUUAAUACUGCCCCUUGUCCUCCAGCCAACCCGAUGUUGUUGCGGGACUGCGACACUGAUGUCAUCAUUUUUUCAUGGAAUCAGACAAACGAAGUAAACCACUACUUAGCCAGGGCAGUCGACUCCAAGGGAAUGGUCAGGCAAUGCAUGACUCAAGGAAACAAUUGUUAUUUCACAAAUACAUUCUGUGGACGGUACUACUCCUUCACAGUUCAAUCUGUGUCUGGGAGUUGCUCAAGUGGCUUCAGCUCUCCUGUUGGCGUUCGCACAGCACCCUGCAUUCCGCAGAAUCUGGAAACAGUAGCCGACUGCAGCGUUGACAGUUUGCUCAGCAAGUGGGACAAUGCUGAGGGGGCACUGUACUACACCGUGGCAGCUGUGGGCAACUACAGAAACAGCAGCUACAACUGCAGCUCAGUGUCCAACAGCUGUGUUAUGAAGGGCGUCAAGUGUGGAGACCAUCUGACCGUCACCAUCAGAUCUUUUGACAAUGACUGUCCCAGUCCAACAGUGCUGGGGCCACCGGCUGAGACAACCCCAUGCACUCCCCAGAACAUCUCAGCAGAGAGAAAUUGUGCAAAAGACUCCAUCUCUGUGAAGUGGGAGAUGAGCAACCCAGCACUUUUCUAUGUUGCAAUGGCAAAGGACAGCAAUGGGGUCAUUUAUAGCUGCAACUCCGUGGAUAUGUUGUGUACGAUCAGUGGCUUGAAGUGCAGCACCAGCUACAAAGUCUAUGUUAUUGCCUCCAACUUCAUGUGCAACAGCUCUGAGAGUGACAUGUUUACCAUAGAGACAGUUCCCUGCCCACCAAAUAACCUCACUGCCACCCUGGACUGUGCAGCCAAUGAGGCUCUGAUUUCGUGGCAUGGAAGUGUGAGUUCCUACACUGCUACCAUUAUAGAUUCAAGUCAGCGACUUUUAAGCUGCAGUUCCACUGCAACCAACUGCAAAAUACCUAACCUGAAAUGUGGCGAGCUCUACACUGUGACUGUCAGCCAGCAUGACGGCAACUGCUCCAGCAUGCCCUCUACGCACAUCUACAUGGAGUCUGUUCCUUGUGGGCCAGCCAGCGCAAGUGCCAGGGUGGACUGUGCAUCAGGCAAUGUGACAAUAAGCUGGAAUGCAUCCCAAAAUGCAGAACGUUAUAUCGUCAAAAUCUCAAACGGCACCAUGCCGUUGACGUAUAACACCACACAGACAAACCUGGCAGUCCACACACUGGAGUGUGGCCAGGAGUACACAGUGAAUUUGAUGUCCUUCAAUGGCAGCUGCGUCAGUCGUCCUUCAGAGUUAUAUUUCAGGGAAGUUCCAUGUGUACCCACUAACGUUGAAACAAGGAGAAGCUGCAGCCAGAAUUUUGUGGACGUCAUGUGGCAAGCAAGUCGGGGUGCCAUAAACUACACUGCUACUGCUCUGGAUGCAGAUGGCAGUUACUUAAAGUGUACAUCCAAUGAGACAUCGUGCAGGCUGGUCGAUGUAAUGUGUGGACAUGUGUAUAAUAUCAGUGUGGUUGCUGUGGACAACACGUGCACCAGCAUGAAGAGCCGCACAUUGCAACUACAGAUAGAGCCCUGCUCACCCUCUCAGCUGACCGUCUCAGUGAACUGUAGCAGUAACUCUGCCAAGUUAGCCUGGCAGAGGAGCCCCAAUGCAUUGUCUUAUACUGGCAAAGCCAUAACCGCAGACGGUCACAAUGUGACCUGUUCCACAACGACAGAACUCAGUUGUAAUUUGGAGGGUCUGCAGUGUGGAAAGAUGUAUAACUUCACUGUGUCAGCUUCAGAUUAUUACUGUCAGAGUCCAGACAGCAAGCCAGUCAUCCAUACAACUGCCCCAUGUACUGUGCAGAAUAUGCUGACCACUCUUAACUGUACCACCAACAUACUGACCAUCAGCUGGACACCGGGAUCCAUGCCAGUGAACUACAGCACCACAGCGGUGAUGACAAAUGGCACUACACUUCGCUGCGUCACGCAGAGUUCUAGCUGUAGGAUGCCUGAGUUACAGUGUGGACAGCAGUACAGUGUGAGAGUCAAGCCCAUCAGCAGCACAUGUGAAGGACCCAGCAGUGUCCCGGAGCUUGUAAAUUCAGUUCCCUGUGUUCCUGUGAACAUCCAAACCCUGGUGGAAUGUUCCACUAACAGAGUGUGGGGAUCCUGGGAUGCAGCUCCUGGGGCAAUGUACUACAUCUCCACACUGAAAGGAGCAGGAGGUUUCUCUACAUCCUGUCAAACAGCUAACCAAAGAUGCCUCUUCUCUGGUCUGCAGUGUGCUCAGACAUACAUGUUCAGUGUGAUGGCCUCCAACAACAGGUGUAACAGCUCAAACAGCGUCAUGGACACAGCAACAACUGCACCCUGUGACCCUACAAACGUGGCUGCUACUCUGAACUGCCUCUCUGAUGUGGUGACGGUUACUUGGAGGGCCAGCGCCGGCGCAAAUUAUUACACAAUCCUGGCUGAGGCCAGUGGACAUGUCGACUCCUGUAAUUCCACUGGUACUUCCUGUGAGCUAACCAAGAUGCAGUGUGGGAAUGACUACACUGUGACUGUUCUGGCAGGGGACACAAAGUGCAACAGCUCCAUAUUUGCUAAAACCAACAUUACAACAGCUCCCUGUGCUCCAGUAAUCCAAGACCACUCACUGAACUGUAGCUCCAACCAAGCUUUGGUCACCUGGGUUAAGGAUGAGGAUGCCAUGACUGUCAUGGUCAAUGCAACCUCCAGUAUGGGAUAUAUGCAGUCGUGCAGCUCAUCUUCCAACAACAGCUGUGUCCUGGAUCUGCUGUGUGGAAACACUUACACUGUAAAGGCUGUCGCAAAAGGACCUCAGUGUCAGAGCAAACCCAGCUCUGCUUUUCAGAUUGUUACAGCACCCUGUACCCCUGCAAACGUGGAGUACCAAUACUCCUGUGACACUGGCAUUGCUUUUGUGAGUUGGGAUGAGACUUUGGGCAGGAAAAGAUUCUAUGUGCAUGCUCAGUCUGGAAAUCUCACAGCCUCCUGCAGCACCAGCCAGACUGACUGCUCCCUGCCCACGCUGCUUUGUAGUCGCACAUACAGUGUAAAAGUAGUAGCUCUGGCUGACUCCUGCAACAGCAGCGUGCCCGGCGUAACGACUAUACAGACAGCCCCUUGUGCUCCAGUGAACAUCAGUGCUUCCCUGCUGUGUGACAACAACACUGCGGCAGUGAGCUGGCAACACAGUCCUAGUGCAGUGUCCUACAGUGUGAAGGCAGUUGGCAGAGACGGCGACCUCAAAAGGUGUGCCACAAACAGCACAAGUUGCCUGCUACCCAACAUGCACUGCUCUCAAACCUACAUUAUCACCGUCACUCCCUUCUCUAUGCGCUGCGAAGGCAGAGAGAGUUUCCCAUACACCUACAAUGCAGGUUCCUGCCCUCCCACCAACGUCCACAUGUCUCUGCAGUGCGAUGGAAAUGUGGGCCGUGUGACCUGGGACCCUGCCCUUCGAGCAGAUCUCUACUUGGCCACAACCGCACCUUCUCUCACGGACAAACACAUCCACAACUGCUCAUCCAAUGGAACAAGCUGCUCCCUUACAGACCUCCACUGCGGAGAAACAGUCGUUGUCACUGUUGUCACCAUAGAGAGAGGCUGCACGAGCCAACCCAGCGUACCAUUCACCUUACAAACAGUCAUCUGCCCACCCACUGGUGUGACUGGAGUGACAAAUUGCAGAAACAAUGACAUCACAGUAAGCUGGGACCCAAGUCCAGAAAGCGGAGUGACCUACUUCAUCUACUCCCAAGGAAACAGCGGGAUCGCUUAUAACUACUCCACAACUCAGACUUUCUAUGUGAUGAAUGGGCUGCAGUGUGGACAAGCAUAUAUGCUCUCAGUGGCUGCCCAGGACCCUGACUGCACCAGUCUCUUGAGCAAGCAGAUAGAAACUGAGACAGUUCCAUGUCCUCCAACCAACCUGACUGUCAAAACUGAAUGUGCCACAAACUUAGCGAUUCUGAAGUGGGCACCGAGUAGACAUGCCAUCUCUUACACAGCCACAUUAACUGGUACCCACGGCCACUUAGUUUCCUGUGGUACCAACAAAACAACCUGCUCAUUGAAGGUGGAUUGUGCAAAGCAGUACUCAGCUUUUGUGGUUGCUUCCAGUGCAACAUGCAACAGCAGUAAAUCAGAUAAUCUAACUUUUGUCUCAGCCCCUUGUCUGCCUGACAGGGUACAAGCAGAGCUGGACUGCAAUGCUAACACCUUUGCAGUGGAGUGGAGGGGAAGCCUUGGGGACAUUGAUUACACUGCAAUCGCCAUCGGCAGCGACAAGACACGGAGAACUUGCAACUCUAGUAGCACCAACUGCGUCAUCCAGAACCUAACUUGUGGCCUCAUUUACAGCAUUGUCGUCACAACCUCGUCAAUCGACUGCGGCUUCAUUGAAGGCUCCAACUAUGAGAUACAGUCAGCCCCCUGUAAGCCAAACAGCGUGAUGGUGAAUUUGCAGUGCAGAACAAACAUGGCGACUGUCAGCUGGGCAAACUCAGGCCCAGACCAACUGCAGGUGGUGUCAGCGAGGGACAGCAGAGGAACAGUCACCACCUGCAACUCCACCAGCUCCAACUGCACCUUCAGUCAACUUAAGUGCGGGGAGAUAUAUGCCAUCAGUGUGGUCGGUCUCACAAGCAACUGCAGCAGUGAACUGGCUUUUGCCCAAAGACUCAACACGGCUCCAUGCAUUCCCACACACGUCACAGCAAGAGUGGACUGCAACACCGGCAUCACUGCAGUCACAUGGGAUGCUGCGCUGGGUGCCACAUCUUACACUGUCUAUGCUCGGGGCAGUCUGGGCUACAAUGCUCAGUGUAACAACACCGACACCAACUGUGACUUCCUUAACCUGGCCUGUGGACAAGACUACAACAUCACAGUGGUGGCUCGCCAUAACACCUGUGUCAGCAUGGUCAGCGAGACUGUCAAGACCACCACAGGUCCUUGUCCCCACAGUGGUCUGAGAACAUCCCUGGACUGCAACACCAACACAGCUGUGGUAUCUUGGACUACAGGAAUUGGCAUCCUCUACUACAAUGCCACAGCUCAAGCCUUCGGCUCCAUAGACAAGCAGACCUGCUCUACAAAUGGCUCCUCCUGUAAUAUCAGUUCUCUGCAGUGUGGGGAAAGCUACAAAGUGAGCGUCAGUGGGCAGGGACUAUACUGCAGCAGUCCUGCUCAGGACUGGCAGAGAGUGAACACAGCUCCCUGCCCUCCCACUCAGCUGAUGGUGAACUCUUCAUGCAAAUCAAACAACAUCUCAGUGUCCUGGCAGGCCUCUCAAGGCUCAGUCUCCUACAUGGCAGUGGCUGAAAAUGAACAGGGCCGCCGGUGGUCGUGUAACACCAGCAGCACCAGCUGCCAAAUAUCUGGUCUGCUCUGUGGGCAACAGUACAAUGUCUACGUUGUCGGUAUUGAUGACAAGUGUACUGGAGCCAAGAGUGACAUGAAGAAGAUUCGCACUGCUCCGUGUGUGCCACAGAACAUACAGAACCAUCUGGACUGCCUGUCUGGUGUCCUGAACAUUACCUGGCAGUCGACAGGUUACUUUUUGAACUUCCGCGCCUCUGUGGUGAACAGCAAAGGUCAAAAGAGCAUUUGCACAACUCCUACGCAUUACUGCGUUGUACAGAACAUGCAGUGUGGGCAGACCUACAAUGUUACAGUGGUGGCCCAAGAUGAAGCUUGCAACAGUUCCCAUAGCCCCACAGAGCAGGUCUCUACAGCUCCCUGCCCUCCCUCACCCUUCCUUUCUAAUGUGAACUGUGGCACUGGCGUCGUAUCUGUCACCUGGAACAAUAGUGUGGCAGGGGUGGUGUAUACAGUGUCUGCUGCAGAUGCCAAAGGUGCCAGACACAACUGCAGUAGCACAAACAACGGCUGUAAUCUCAGCACACUGGCGUGCGGGAUGCAGUACAAUGUCACAAUCACACCAUCCAGGAAUGAAUGUGUGGGCAAAGACAGCCAAACUAAAAUGGUCAAAACAGUUCCUUGCGUACCCCAGCUGUCAGACGUGGAGAUCGACUGCUUGACGAACUCAGCGUGGGUGAUGUAUAACGAGUCUGCCGGGGCCAAAGAAUAUGUUGUGGUGGCAACAGACACCAGGGGUGCUGUUCAGACAUUUGAUUGUAACUCCACGUCAGAUGGGAUGUGUUCUCUGCCACCGCUUACAUGCAGCCAGAAUCUCACCAUUACCCUGAAGGCCAAGGACCAGCAGUGCACCAGUGCACCCAGCAACUCUGUCAAAACCGAGACAGCUCCCUGCCCUCCUAAUGGCGUAAAGGAAUUAGUGAACUGCAACAACGGAACAGUCACGAUUACCUGGUCGACUGUCUCAGGUGCUUUAACGUACACGGCCACGCUGGAAGACGUGUACGGAGACAGUACCACGUGCUGCACUACGUCAAACACUAGCUGUGAUGUCACACAUCUGCCAUGCGGCGAAAUUUACAUCGUGCACGUCACGGCUGAGGGACGAACCUGCAACAGCUCAGAGAGCGAACAGCUGAUGUUUAGGACAGUGCCAUGCGUUCCUGAGAAUCUCAAAGCCAGCCUGAGCUGCAGCAACAAUGUGGCUUCCAUGUCAUGGAGCUCUAUAAAGGAAGGACAGCUUUUCAGUGUAAAGGCAGUGGGUACUGACGGGCAUGUGGACGAGUGCAGGGUUCCUGACAAGCAGUGUGAACUGACCAAUCUGCACUGUGGACAAUACUACACAGCCACUGUGUCUGCAGAGGACAUGACGUGCAAGAGCAAACCGAGUGAGAAUGUGACGAUCAAGACAGUGCCGUGCACUCCAGCAAACGUCUCCUCCGUGGUCGACUGUCAGGCCAAUUCUCUCAUCGUUUCCUGGUCGAAAAGCUCAGGAGCCGAUUCCUACAUCGCCACACUGCACGACAGCACCAAUCAGGGCACAACAUGCCAGGCCACAACAGAGGGCUCCUGCAAUGUGACAGGACUCGGCUGUGGACAGAUCUACCAUGUUUCCGUAGUGUCUUCUGAUGGGUACUGCAACAGCCCGCCCACUCCUGUUGUUGACACACCGUCAGUCCCCUGUAAUGCAAUAAAUAUCAGGGCAUAUAUGGACUGUGCAAUUAAGGCAGCUGUGGUUUCAUGGUGGCCGAGUGAUGGAGCCUUGUCAUACAUCGCGAUGGCCACUACAAAGUCAGGUCACAACGUCACCUGUGAGACCAACAGGACCUCCUGUGACCUGACAGAGCUGCUCUGUGGACAGAGCUACUCUGUGUCUGUCAAAGCUAUAGGAAAGACCUGCAGCAGCAUCGCUAAAAUGACAGGACAGCUGGUCACUGAGCCUUGCAUCCCAAUCCAAAUCACCACCCAGUACAGCGUGACAAUCGGCCAGGUGCAGUGGGACAUAACCAAGGGUGCUAAUUACUACACAGUCACGGGGCAAACAGACCAGGGACUCACCACCUCCUGUGUUACCAAUGACACUUACUGUGCAUUGUACAACAUGAACUGUGGCCAAAUGUACAGCAUCGUUGUCACAGCAAACAACUUUGUGUGCCAAAAUGUGUCUGCCUCUACUGAACAAGUUUUAAUUGUGACAGAGCCGUGCCCGCCCAAUAACGUGCAGACAAACGUUAACUGUCAGAAUAACCAGGGGAUGGUCUCCUGGGAGACAAGUUUUGGUGCAGUAGGUUACGAGGCUCGCUUCGCUGGCCGUGACGGACACUCGCUGUCCUGUCAUACUAAUGCCACUUCCUGCAGCGUGGAAGGACUUCACUGCGGAGUCAUCUACCACACUAAUGUCAUUGCUAUUGGGGAGAAAGUCAAUAGCAGCAGGUCCAACACUGUCCUGCUGUAUUCAGCUCCCUGCGCAGUUGGAAAGUGCACAGCUAACCUGGACUGCUACAAUGACACAGCCACAGUCUCCUGGAGUCCAGUCAGUGGAGCAAACUCCUACAUGGUGACUGCUGUUUCAGCAGAUGGUUCCCGCGCUUCCUGUGAGAGUACUGAACAUCAGUGUAAUCUGACAGAGCUGGAGUGUGGACAGGUGUACAACGUCACUCUCGUAACCAUCGGCGACCACUGCCGGACUGAGAAAAGCACUAAUAUCUCCUUUAGCACACGCCCCUGUAAGCCGUCACGUGUGGGAGUGGAUCUACAGUGUGGGACAAGUACAGCCAACAUGUAUUGGGAGGAAAGCGCGGGAGUGGAGCUCUACAUGGCUACUGCCACCAACAUGGGAACAACACUGAAGUGCAACUCCACCAAUUCCACCUGUCAGUUCUCUAACUUGACCUGUGGGGACACCUAUAAACUCUCUGUCAUUGCAUACAGCAACAGGUGCUACAGUGAAAUCAGUAGCACUGUAGAGAUUCAGACAGAACCCUGUAAGCCAGAUGGUUUGAGGGUCCAUGGGUCAUGUAACAAUGAGACGGUGCUGCUGUACUGGUUUAAGGCUAAAGGAGCAUCGGCAUAUAUUGUGAAAGCGGACGGAAACCUGGGAUACAGCACGUCUUUAAAAACGAAUAACACAAUGAUAGAGACCAACCUGCCCUGUGGACAGCUGUUCACAUUCACUGUAAAAGCUCAAGAUGACUGGUGUGACAGUCCUACAAGCCGGCCUGAAAAAUACAUGACAACCCCCUGCGUCCCGGCACAUGUACAGAGCUUUACACGCUGUGAGCAGAGCCUGGGCUCAGUCAGCUGGGCCGCGAGCGAUGGCGCAGAGUCCUACAUGGCCAUUGCAACAGGACAGGAUCGCCACAUCCACACAUGCACCACAAACACCACCAUCUGCACCUGGAAUGAUCUACACUGUGGUGAAACGUACACAGUUUAUGUCGUUGCCAUGAACUACGUAUGCACCAGCAUGCCGAGCAACAGCACUUCAAUUCGGAUGGCACCAUGCAUACCUCAGAAUCUGACAUCAUCUCUUAAUUGCACUACAAAGGUGGGAUCACUGGCCUGGAAUGCCAGUGAAACUGCAGAGUUUUACAUCGUGACUGCAGAGAACAACAUUGGCCACAAAGUGCAGCUCAGUACCAAUGAUACCUGGACUUACAUUUCUGAGUUCCACUGUGGUCAGGAAUACUUCCUGUCUGUUCAGGCGGCAGAUUCAGUGUGCACAAGCCGCCCCAGCCCACCUUUAAGUCUUACAUCAGAGCCCUGUUCACCCACCGGUAUCUCCAGCUUCAUGAACUGCAUCUCCAACAUUGCUGUGGUGUCGUGGACUGGCUCGGCUGGUGCAGAGUACUACAUUGCCAAAGUUAGGACGGAAGAUGGACAGUCUUCGAGCUGCUGGUCUGACAGCGAGCAAUGUGCCAUGCCCAAUGUCCUCUGUGGACAGAACUACACAGUGACUGUGGUGGCCUCAAACAGGAAGUGUAACUCUGAUCCCAGUAAAGGUGACCCACUGCGAUCAGUUCCUUGUGUUCCGACUAAUGUGGAAGUGAAGAUGGUUUGCUCCAAAAAUCAGGCUGUUGUGUCCUGGAGUGCUAGCAAUGGGGCUCUUUCUUACAAAGUGACAGCACAGAACACAGUGGGGUCCAUGUCCAUCUGCCAGACUGCAGGCCCAAGGUGCACUUUGACCAAUCUGACGUGCGGACAUGACUAUUCUGUCCAGGUGGUGGCAGAGGAUGAAACCUGCUCAAGUCUGCCCAGCCCAGCUAUAACUUUCCAUUCAGUUCCCUGCACACCCAACAUUGGCACAGUGAUUCUGGACUGCUUCACCAACUCAGCCCUCUUGGACUGGGCCUACGCUGAGGGUGCCUUGUAUUACAAUGCAACAGCACACUCAUCCAGUGGCCAUGUUUCCACCUGCAGCUCCAACAUCACCAACUGUGAGCUGCCAGGCUUACAGUGUGGUCAGAUCUAUGACGUGAUCACUGUGGCCUCAAAUUAUGAGUGCAGCAGCCCUCCCAGCUCCACACUCCAGGUGGAAUCAGUGCCUUGUCCUCCCGAGGAUGUUGUGCAUGUACUGGAUUGCUCUACUAACACAGCUGUGGUGGAAUGGCAGGCCAGCAGAGGGGCGGACUACUACAUUGUCCAAGCCGCCGGCGUGGAAGAAGAUGAAACGAGUUGCGAGACAAUGUCACAGUCCUGCAUCCUCGCAGACCUCUUAUGUGGCUUCACCUACAACAUCAGCGUGAUUGCUGUUAAUGAUGUGUGCAAUGUGUCAAAGAGUGACACACAGCAGAUGCAAGCAGUGCCCUGCAUACCACAACUAGUGGAGGCCGGGGUUGUUUGUGAGUCUGGGGCUGUGGCAGUGUCUUGGGAGCCAAGUAAAGGAGCAUUAUCCUACACGGUAGUUGCCCAGGGCCGCGGUGGCUACGCUUCAGUUUGCAACAGCAACGACUCAACCUGCCUGCUCGGUGACGUGCUGUGCGGCCUCAACUACUCGAUCACUGUUACUGCUUCAGAUGACACAUGUAACAGCACUGAAAGCUCUGCUGUGGAGAUCAACACAGUGCCAUGUGUGCCUCAGAAAGUAAGAGCUGAGAUGGUGUGCAGGAAUGACACAGGAGUGGUAUCAUGGGAAGAAGGGGAGGGUGUGUCCAUCUACAAGGUCCAGGCUUUUGGACCUGAUGGUCACAAGUCAGAGUGCGACACAACUAAAAGCAGUUGCAAGCUACCCAACAUGCACUGUGGCCAGCUCUACAACCUGACAGUUACAGCUCAGGAUGGACGCUGUGAUAACAGCCGAGCCCACCUCAGCCUGCAGUCAGUGCCAUGUAAGCCAACCAGCGUGAAAGCUUCUUUACGAUGCCACUCAAACUCUGCUGCAGUGACAUGGGAGGGGGCCAGCGGAGCUCUCCUAUAUACUGCAGUGGGUGUUACAGCAGAUGGCCGUUACGGGGCUGAGUGUAACAACACUAUGACCUUCUGUGAUCUGAGUGAGCUGCAGUGUGGGCAGACCUACAAUGUUAGCGUGUUCAGCCAGGAUGAGUCCUGUUCCAGUUUGGAGGGCAACAAAGCUUACGUACGAACAGCGCCUUGUCCACCACAGAAUGUGGUUGUUGGUGCACAAUGCGGAGCAGGUUCCAUGGUUGUGUCCUGGUCCCCCAACCCUGAUGCCCAGUACUUCCACGUGGCUGCAGUGAGCAACACUGGGGCGAGACUCUACUGUAACUCUACUGGAAAUAGCUGCACUCUAAAUAAUCUACCCUGUGGACAGAGCUACAACAUCACUGUGCUGUCUAUAAGAAAUGGUUGCCAGAGCAAACCGAGCGCUGUGGUGGAGUCUUCUUCAGCUCCAUGCAUACCCAGGAACAUUAAGGGUAGUCUGGACUGCAUAUCAAACAGUGCCUGGGUGACGUGGGACGACUCGAUGGGAGCAACCAGUUACUUUGUGCUGGCCCGAGCAGCCAAUGGUCACAACUCCAGCUGCACUACCACCUCAUCUCCCUGUAAAGUCCAGGAUUUGAACUGUGGGACACUUUACACCUUUAAGCUCAAGGCUAUCAACAAGCACUGCAGCAGUAUUGACAAUGCCACCUUUGAGCUUGAGACAGGUCCUUGCACUCUAACAUCCAUCAGUGCAAUGAGCCAAUGCAACAGUGACACCAUCCUAGUUGAAUGGAAGGUGACUGCAGGGACGCCAGUCUAUGUGGUCACAGCUGAAGGUGAUGACAACUCUGUUGUUACCUGUAACAGUACCUCCACUUCAUGUGUACUCCAGAAUGUUCACUGCGGCAUGCACUACAGCGUCAUAGUAGCAACUUCCUCUGAUAAGUGCAGCAGCCUCAGAAGCCCUCCAAAGAAGAUCCAAACAGCACCUUGCGUCCCAGCCAAUGUAACAGUGGUGCCAUCGUGCAAGGACGCUGGGGCCAAAGUGAGAUGGGCGGACUCUCUGGUGCCCACAUCAUACCAGCUGAUAGCCACAACUCGAGAUGGACACGUGGCAACCUGCAACACCUCAGUGAACAACUGCUCUUUGGUUGAUCUUCACUGUGGUCAGCUGUACAAUUUAAGCAUCACUGCCAGAGGGGAGAACUGUACCAGCUAUCCCAGCAGUUCAUCCUUUAAAACAGUGCCCUGUGCGCCCUCUGAUAUCGCGGUGGAUAUUGACUGUCAGACCAACUCGGCUGCCAUGUCGUGGAACAAAAGCACGGGUGCUGUGGAGUAUUUUAGCUUUGCACAAUCCACGAAUGGAGUCGCCCUGUUCUGUAACAGCAGCAAUCCCUCCUGCACCUUCAAAGGGCUGGAGUGCGGUGGCGUUUACAAUUUCUCUGUGACAGCCUCUAACAGCAUCUGCAACAGCUCAUUCAGCUCACCUCUGCAGGCCGGAGCAGUCCCGUGCCCUCCUUCUCGUGUGAAUGUCCGUAUGCAGAGGAUAGACAGGUUAUACUGGGCCAUGAUAUCAUGGAGCAAAGUUACAUGUCCUGAUGUUGAUUAUUUGGCGGAAAUCAGCGGUCAGAUUGAAAACAACCCACAAGCCUUGAUGACUGUCUCUUCUUAUUGGCUACCCAGGCCAUACUUUGAAUUUCCAGUGCCUUGUAGCACUGCUUUUAACAUCACAGUGCGUGCCAAGAACUCAGCUGGUAUCGGCAAGCCAUCGAGUCCCAUUACUGCACUAACAGCCCCGUGUGCUCCACAGAGUGUGAUGUACACUGGCAACAGGCAGUCUGCUGUCCUGUUCUGGAAUGCUUCAGUGUUUGCUACCAGUUACACGGUCUACAACGUAUCGAGAGGAACCCGUGUAAAACUAUGCAACACCACCGAACUCUCCUGCCAGCUGACCGACUUCGAUCCUAAUGCAACUAUAGUGACAGCUAGCAAUGCUGUAGGGGAGAGCAAUCCCAGCCAAAACAUUACAGGUCCAGUGACAACUCGCAGAAGAAGAGACCUGGAAUUUGUUCAGUUCUAUGCCAGUUUAGAAGAGGAUCUUGAAAUCCCAGAGGUGCUGACAUUAAGAUUAAGUGGAGUUUCUUUGCAUGUGAGUUGGACGACAGUGACGGGUGCCACCGAGUACACACUUAUGAUUGAGGAGGAGCAGAUAGAGGGAAAAGCCAGCAAGCCGGCGAGAGUUCGAAGAGUGGAAGGUGACUCUUACACAGAGACUGAUCUCAAACCCCAGACCACCUACUGCGUCAGGGUGGCAGCCAAAAAUGCCAUCAACCAAAGCAGCUACUCCCAGUCCAAGUGCAGAAACACUGAUGCUCUAGUGGGCUCUUAGUGACACACACACACGUGCACGCAUACACACAAAUUCACUUAAAUAGACACUGGACUAAAAAGAAAUACUAUCAUAUGCCACUUUGUAGCGUCCAUAACACAACUCAUGCUGGUUUGAUCGUACACAUACUUUAGGAAGAUAAUUGUGAAAAGGAAGUAAUCACGCAUACAAAGUCAUGAUAAAAUUAUGUUUCUUAAAUGUCACAAAGAGAUGAUGAUCAAACCUAACAACCACUUAUAGAUUUAAAUGCUUCUGAAUUUUCUGUGGGAGUAGUUUGUAUAUUUGCAUAAAUGUAGCUCUGCUGAAAUUAUACAGUAUUUAUCAAAAACAUGCUUAUAUUUUUGGGGUAGGUUAUUCGAUUCUCUGCAUGAUUGAUGAAAAAUGUAGUGUAAACAAAUAAAAUGGUAAUUUAUAAAGCUAUAUUUGUAAAGCCAUGCAGUAUCUGAUCUUUUUGAUGUACCAUGUGACUUCUCAGAUUGUAAACACGCCGACAGAUGCUUUUGAACAAUCCCAGAAAUUAAAGAAUAAAAAAAAGGUUGAAAACACACAAAACAAA